AUGGCCCGCCACACCGACUCAGACCCGCACGAAGGCGGAUCAAUCUUCGACAUGGCCCAACAAGGAACAGCAAUCCCCAACGACGCAGGCCAAAUGCGCACAAUCCCCUCCGUCCCCCGACCCGACCAACACCCCUCAAGCAAACACUUCGACAACGAUGGCCUUGCGAAACCCACAACCGCAACGGCUGCCGACAAUGACACCAACAUGCCGCGCUCAACCCGGGACGUCGGUCAGAGCGGCGAAGUGCUUACCGGUGCGGGCGAUUCUUUGCCGGCGAGCGUUGAGAGCAAGCGUAAUGUUUCCGGGGCGCGGGAUACGAGGGCUCAGACAUCAUCGGCAGAAUCGAAGGGCGUUUGA
This is a messenger RNA of Penicillium manginii, 360 nucleotides long. RefSeq lists its product as uncharacterized. The record is from RefSeq and is a predicted model, not a curated record. NCBI's taxonomy places the organism in Eukaryota, Fungi, Ascomycota, Eurotiomycetes, Eurotiales, Aspergillaceae. The transcript has a single exon. The coding region runs from base 1 to 360 and encodes 119 amino acids.